ACACCAACCCAAGAGCAGGCUAAGAGACUGCAGAAGGUAAUAUGUUAUACACCAACCCAAGAGCAGGCUAAGAGACUGCAGAAGGCAAUAUGUUAUACACCAACCCAAGAGCAGGCUAAGAGACUGCAGAAGGUAAUAUGUUAUACACCAACCCAAGAGCAGGCUAAGAGACUGCAGAAGGCAAUAUGUUAUACACCAACCCAAGAGCAGGCUAAGAGACUGCAGAAGGUAAUAUGUUAUACACCAACCCAAGAGCAGGCUAAGAGACUGCAGAAGGUAAUAUGUUAUACACCAACCCAAGAGCAGGCUAAGAGACUGCAGAAGGCAAUAUGUUAUACACGAACCCAAGAGCAGGCUAAGAGACUGCAGAAGGCAAUAUGUUAUACACCAACUCAAGAGCAGGCUAAGAGACUGCAGAAGGUAAUAUGUUAUACACCAACCCAAGAGCAGGCUAAGAGAGUGCAGAAGGCAAUAUGUUAUACACCAACCCAAGAGCAGGCGAAGAGACUGCAGAAGGCAAUAUGUUAUACACCAACUCAAGAGCAGGCUAAGAGACUGCAGAAGGUAAUAUGUUAUACACCAACCCAAGAGCAGGCUAAGAGAGUGCAGAAGGUAAGGGGUUUGUAAAAAGGGGUUGACACCCAGAGAGACCUGCGCCCCGCUUUUGUGCAGAGAGAAAAAAAUGAUUUAUUGCCACGCGAGUGGUUCAACCAGAGUUCACUGAGAAUUGUGACGUUUGCGCGCGGAGGAGAUAAAUUAUUGUCUUGCUGAGCUAGUAUAUCACAGAUUCUAUAUCCAACAGGCUACAGGCGAGUAAGUGUGCUCAACGGUUUGAGGCAAAGAAAACAAACGGAAUGUAAUUACUUUAGGCCUGAUUUCUCCUCUCCAGAUUACAGGACUGCCUGAUGCUACAGGUAUACAAGAUGAUGGUGAUGAUUUAAUAAUAAUAGCGUUACGCUCAUAAUUAUCAUAUUAAUCAUAAUGCCAAUAGUGUACAUCUAAAUGGAUCAUUUGUGAAGGAAAUUAAAAAGUGCAUUAAAUGCACAUGAACCUCAAAUAAACCUAUCGAGUUGGGUUAUUAGUAUAAUUUACCAAUGUUUUAAUUUAUCCCAGGUUAUGGAAUGAAUCUUCUCGCAUUCAAUGCACACUCCAACCAAGUCAUAUUUCAUGUAAACUGCACCAAUGUCGGACCUGUUUUGUGCAUAAUGAAUGCCUCUGACAAGAUCUGUGACAGCAAUUCACUGAACUCUAAAUAACAAAAGUUCUUAAAACAAGAUUGAUUUUGGAAGAACAAUUGGAACGGGUAAGAAAAAGUUGAGAUUUCUGCUCUUCACUUCGUUGUCAGGUUAGCCUAAAUUUCACUGAUCUUAGUAGCAGAAGGCAUUUUUGUCUGCAGUUUUCGGUUUGGCUAUUUGUUUCAAGUGUAUGUGGCGGUUAUAGCUUGUAUAGUGCCUGCGCCCGCCCAUGUCGUCCGUACCUAAAUCCGCUACUGGUUUGUAUUAGUUUAUGAAUGAAUGUCUUUGCCAAUAUUCGUCAUCUCUCCCAUGUCUUAUUCGACUGGUAAGGAUAAUAAUUCAGCCAGUUGUUCUGAAAUGUUUAUUGCUUGCCAACAUUUUAUUCCCUCCUCUAUGUUUAAUAUAACACACAUACAUUAAUUAUUCAUUUCGGUUGCAUAUCCUGAUGUGAAGUUUGUUCUAUAGAAAGUAUUUUACUCUGACGUGUGCCACAGAAAGUAUUUGACUCUAGCCACAAAAUUAAGGAAAUUAGAAGGGGCACAAAACCGGAAAUUCCAUCUCUGCCCCUCAUGCUAUUCGUGUUGUUCUAUUGUAUUCUAAAUUAUUUCUUGUAUUUCCUUUGAUCAUUUGUGCUUACAAUGAUGAUAAAUAUGAGAUGAUCAUGUUGAUGUUAAAAUAACUUAUUGGAGUGAGGGUGUGAAGUGGGAAUGCAGCUUCAGGGAGUGAGGCUGCCCUUGUGGCGGGGCUAGGAGGAGGGUGAACGGAAGAGGGAUUAAAUCAGAGUGGUGCUGGAGAGGCUAAGACGUCUACUGGAGGAUUCUCUUCAACAGCGUUGUCGUAUAAUAUUAGAUAAAUAGAGGUACUGUAGGCUAUACUUGUAGUAAAAGGCCUAUAGAAUUGAAUCAGCUUUUUGAAAUAAAUGCAGUAGCCUAAUGACGGCAUUGGUCCAAUGUAUACGAGGGUCUAUGGCACUGCCAUGUUCAUUUGAGUUUGAUAUGUACACAUAUAUUUGGUGUAUAUUAAGCUAAUACUAUUUUACAUGAUUGCAUUAUUAUAAUAUAUUUUGUAAUAGCCUACAAGUUCAAAAAAUGUACCCUAACACACUUCGUUAGUAGCCUACACUGUAUUGCUUUAGUGUUAGCUUUGGGUUCAUAUGGCGACAGACAGUAUGUCAUUAUUCCACUACCUCUUUGUCUGUUCGUCCGUAUACCACACAUGUUUUAUCAAUCGAAAACGGCUCUGUAAUAUGAAUGUUGUUUGACAGAGCGAAAACAUCCAUGUUGCAAUUGAUUAGUGAACGCAGAUAAGCAGACAUUUGAGGUAAAAUUAAUAUUAUUUACGAUAUUCUUUUCAUUAUCUUUGUGUGGCAAUGGUUUUCAAAACCCCUUGUUUUACCACUUCCAUUUAGCAUAUGAAGUCGUUUGCUUAUAGGGAAGUAAUUACGCUAAUAACUCGGGUCUUGUCAUUCUUUGCAUUUUCAUACAACCAGCAGAAAUUGUAUGCAUAAUCACGUGCAAAUAGAAUAAAUAAAUAUACAAAAGUGAGUUUUAAGCCCAAGCAUUGUAGUCUAUAUCUGGAAGAUGUAAGAACACAAUUCACAAUGGUUUAUCAUCAUUUUUAAUAUAGUAAUGGCAGGGUAGCCUAGUGGUUAGAGUGUUGGACUAGUAACCGGAAGCUUGCGAGUUCAAACCCCCGAGCUGACAAGGUACAAAUCUGUCGUUCUGCCCCUGAACAGGCAGUUAACCCACUGUUCCCAGGCCGUCAUUGAAAAUAAGAAUGUGUUCUUAACUGACUUGCCUGGCUAAAUAAAAUAAAAUAUUUCAACAAACAUCACACUCAUAUUAUAAUUACACAUUCACGAAAAAUACACAUUCACUCAAAAAUAAUUUAAAAAAUAUUUUGUGAUAGCAUUGAUAUGAUCCAAGUAGCCUUACAUAUCAUUCCUUCAAAUAGGCUACUCAAUCAAUAGUUUCCAAUAAAGAGCAUUGCUAUAACGUACCAGGAAAGUUCAAGAAACGAAGUAACUUUAAUUGCGCUGGGUUUUCAUUCGAAUAUCUUCCCAAUUGUGGUAGGCCUACUCUGUAAAUAACAAAUAAAUCCUGUCUCUGACCUGUCUCUGUCCUGUCUCUGUCCCUGUCCUGUCUCUGUCCUGUCUCUGUCCCUGUCUAUGUCCUGUCUCUGUCCUGUCUCGGUCCUGUUUCUGUCCUGUCUCUGUCUCUGUCCUGUCCUGCCGCUGUCCUGUCGCUGUCCUGUCUCUGUCUCUGUCCUGUCUCUGUCCUGUCUCUGUCUUUGUCCUGUCUCUGUCCUGUCUCUGUCCCUGUCUCUCUCUCUGUCCUGUCUCUGUCUCUUUCCUAUCUCUGUCCUGUCUCUGUUUCUGUCUCUGUCUCUGUUCUGUCUCUGUUUUGUCUCUGUCUCUGUCCUGUCUCUGUCCUCUCUCUGUCCUGUCUCUAUCCUGUAUCUGUCCUGUCUCUAUCCUGUCUCUGUCUCUGUCCUGUCUCUGUCUCUGUCUCUGUCUCUGUCUCUGUCUCUGUCUCUGUCUCUGUCCUGUCUCUGUCUUGGUCCUGUCUCUGUCCCUGUCUCUGUCCUGUCUCUGUCUCUGUCCUAUCUCUGUCCUGUCUCUGUUUCUGUCCUGUCUCUGUCUCUGUCUCUGUCUCUGUCCUGUCUCUGUCCUGUCUCUGUCCUGUCUCUGUCCUGUCUCUGUCCCUGUCUCUCUCUCUCUGCCCUGUCUCUGUCUCUGUCCUAUCUCUGUCCUGUCUCUGUUUCUGUCCUGUCUCUGUCUCUGUCUCUGUCCUGUCUCUGUCCUGUCUCUGUCCUGUCUCUGUCCUGUCUCUGUCCCUGUCUCUCUCUCUCUGUCUCUGUCUCUGUCUCUGUUUUGUCUCUGUCUCUGUCCUGUCUCUGUCCUGUCUCUGUCCUGUCUCUAUCCUGUAUCUGUCCUGUCUCUGUCUCUGUCUCUGUCUCUGUCUCUGUCUCUGUCUCUGUCUUUGUCCUGUCUCUGUCCUGUCCCUGUCUCUGUGCUGUCUCUGUCUCUGUCCUGUCUCUGUUUCUGUCCUGUCUCUGUCCUGUCUCUGUCUCUGUCUUUGUCUCUGUCCUGUCUCUGUCCUGUGUCUGUCCUGUCUCUGUCCUGUCUCUGUCCUGUAUCUGUCUCUGUCCUGUCUCUGUCCUGUCUCUGUCUCUGUCCCAUCUCUGUCCUGUCUCUGUCCCGUCUCUGUCUCUGUCCCAUCUCUGUCCUGUCCCAUCUCUGUCUCUGUCCCGUCUCUGUCUCUGUCUCUGUCUCUGUUUCUGUCCUGUCUCUGUCCUGUCUCUGUCCUGUCUCUGUCUCUGUCUCUGUCUCUGUCUGUCCUGUCUCUGUCCUGUCUCUAUCCUGUAUCUGUCCUGUAUCUGUCUCUGUCCUGUCUCUGUCCUGUCUCUGUCUCUGUCCCAUCUCUGUCCUGUCUCUGUCCUGUCUCUGUCCCGUCUCUGUCUCUGUCCCAUCUCUGUCCUGUCCCGUCUCUGUCUCUGUCCCGUCUCUGUCUCUGUCCCAUCUCUGUCCUGUCCCGUCUCUGUCUCUGUCCCAUCUCUGUCCUGUCCCGUCUCUGUCCCGUCUCUGUCUCUGUCCCAUCUCUGUCUCUGUCCCUUCUCUGUCCUGUCUCUAUCUCUGUCCUCUCUCUGUCUCUGUCCUCUCUCUGUCUCUGUCCUGUCUCUGUCUCUGUCCUGUCUCUGUCUUGUUUCUGUCCUGUCCCUGUCUCUGUCUCUGUCGUGUCUCUGUCCUGUCUCUGUCCUGUGUCUGUCCUGUCUCUGUCCCAUCUCUGUCCUGUCUCUGUCCUGUCUCUGUCUCUGUCCCAUCUCUGUCUCUGUCCCAUCUCUGUUCUGUCUCUGUCCUGUCUCUGUCUCUGUCCCGUCUCUGUCUCUGUCCCUUCUCUGUCCUGUCUCUGUCUCUGUCCUCUCUCUGUCUCUGUCCUCUCUCUGUCUCUGUCCUGUCUCUGUCUCUGUCUCUGUCUCUGUCCUGUCUCUGUCUUGUUUCUGUCCUGUCCCUGUCUCUGUCUCUGUCUCUGCCGUGUCUCUGUCCUGUCUCUGUCCUGUGUCUGUCCUGUCCCUGUCUCUGUCGUGUCUCUGUCCUGUCUCUGUCCUGUGUCUGUCCCUGUCUCCGUCCUGUCUCUGUCCUGUCUCUGUCCUGUGUCUGUCCUGUCCCUGUCUCUGUCGUGUCUCUGUCCUGUAUCUGUCUUUGUCUCUCUAAAAUGGCAUACUGAUCAUGCACUGCUAUUGUUCUCUUACUAUUCAUAUAUUCUAAUUGGUUGUUUUCAU
This is a messenger RNA of Oncorhynchus keta (chum salmon), 5516 nucleotides long. Its product is annotated as multiple epidermal growth factor-like domains protein 6. The transcript is spliced from 2 exons. Bases 3403 to 5448 code for a protein of 681 amino acids. The record is from RefSeq and is a predicted model, not a curated record. Lineage: Eukaryota; Metazoa; Chordata; Actinopteri; Salmoniformes; Salmonidae.